CACGCGAAUUGGGUCUCUCUUUGAAGCUUCUGGAGGGGAGCGACGAUCUUUGUCUCCCCUCUCUCUCUCUCGGACUUCGGGAAGAACAUCGAUUUUUGGCGGUGGAAGAGCCGUAAAGAUUGAAGCUUUGUUGUAGAGGCGCGAUGAAAAUGGACCGAUCCGACGGCGGGGGACGCGCGACGGUGGUGGCGAUCGAGUGCGUGGCGGGGGGCAGCAAGGCGGAGGAGUGGAGCGGGGCCGGCGGGGAGACGGCGGCGCUGCAGACCGGGGACAUCCUGGAGGAGGUCACCUUCGGGGGCUCGCCUCCGGUCCAGGCGCCUUUCAAGGGCGGGCGGGCCGGGGUCAUGAAGUACCUCCACUCCGCGUUCAAGCGCGGCGACACCUCCGUCCUCCUCAAGGCCCGCCGUGGCGGCGGCGACCCUAGCGCCGUCAUCCUUGAGCUCCACGCCUGCGUCGUGCCCCACCCGCCGGCAGGGCGGCGGCAGUACCUGCUCCGCUCGAUCCGCGACCCCAAUUACGCCGUCGCCCUGGCCGACCGUUCCGAGUCCGACUGCAUCGCCUUGCAGAGGUCAAGGAGCUCCAGGGUGGUGUGUGUACUGAGCAACACACAAGUCCAGGAUGGUUAUGUCUCGUAUCCAUGGGAGAAGAAGAUGAAGGAGUCAUUGCGCACCUCGAACUCGAGCUGUUUUCUUUCCAUGCUCAUCCUUCCCAAGGCAUCAGAUCCUUCAGGCACCCGCUAUAGCUCUCUCGAGGACACCUUAUCCCGAGCCAAUGCUUGGUUCAACUCCUCGCAGGCAUCAGGGGUCCCCAUUGCCUUCAGCAGCCUCCAAACUGAGGCCCUGCUUACUAAGAUCUCAGGAGAGACGGCUUCAUCUACGGUAAACAUGGGAUCACUGGCUGACCUCUCAAACUUGGCAAAUGUCAGCCUCUAUGGAUUUGAGGAUUACCAUGGAGUGGACAUUGGGGUGGUAAGAGCUGUUAGGCUUUGGUACACCCCAAUAGCAGGGGAGAUGCCAUUGGAAAUUAUGCUACAGGAAGGCGAUACGAAGCUUGGCUUUGCGAUUAGUCGCACCGAAGAGGGUUUUAUCUACAUAUCGUCCGUAACGGAUGAUAACAACUCAGGAGUUGCUGCAGCUCGAUCGGGACUCAAAGAACUCUUCAAAGAAGCUUCGGAAGCUUCAAAGCGACUAGUGAUCUCAAGGGUCGGGGACGAGAAGGUCCUUCCAUGGAUGGUGUCCACAUCAGGAGCCAUCAGGUGCUUCGACACGGUCUCCCUCAGCCAGAAGCUCUCACUGCACCGACACGCGCUGAAGCCCAUUUUACUCCACCUGCUCAUGUGGGAGACGCCUCCUUCCAGUCCGACGAGCAUGGCCGAGAGAUCAGAGGCAACGAUACCGUCGUCGCUGCCAUUUGAGCUGUCACCAACACCGUCUCUUGUGCCGCCAUCCCCAGUGGAUAAAGUGCUGCAGGAUUUGGUCUACAGAGGUGGUGCCGAGGGCAGUCUCACUAGGGAUACUGCCGGAGAUGUGUCCUUCAGAUUCCACAACUUCUCAAUUACCAGGAACUGGGUCUGACCUUAGCCUUCAUGUUCUUCUCAUCUCUGUACAUAAAAGAACAGGUCCUCUGCAUUGAAGAAACAUCACCAGGUAACAACUAUUACAGAUUGAAGUGUAGAACCGAAGUAAUAAAGGAGCUCUCAGACUGUAAAUGUAGCGUUGCAGUUUGCAGCUUUCAGCUUUGACAUCUAAAUGUGGUUGUAGAAUUGUAAGUCAACUGCUUUGCGUCGAUCCAUUCUAGCAAAAUUCCGAGUUUGUCAGUGUUUUCAUAAAGACAUGUAAUGAUGAUUGGAUAUAAUGCAAGUGAAGUUGUUUUUGCCUCA
This is a messenger RNA of Musa acuminata subsp. malaccensis (wild Malaysian banana), 1879 nucleotides long. The record is from RefSeq and is a predicted model, not a curated record. NCBI's taxonomy places the organism in Eukaryota, Viridiplantae, Streptophyta, Magnoliopsida, Zingiberales, Musaceae.